UGUCAGACAUCUGUGGUCCAAACUCAAUCUGCAACAACACUGUUGGGAGUUACAAUUGCUUGUGCAUGAGUGGAUAUAAUGUAACAGAUCAAAACCUCCCUAUAAACAGCAAUAACACAUGCAAAGAUGCAGAUGAAUGUUUGUUCAGUCCAUCUGUAUGUGGUCCAAAUUCCAUCUGCAUGAAUGUAAUGGGAAGUUAUAAUUGCUCAUGUUUUUAUGGAUUCACUGCGACAAACUCAAGUCUCCCCAUCAGUACUGAUAACACAUGCAGAGAUGUGGAUGAAUGUGUUGAGAUACCACACAUCUGUGGUCCAAACUCAAUCUGCAACAACACUGUUGGGAGUCACAAUUGCUCGUGCAAGAGUGGAUAUAAUGUAACAGAUCCAAACCUCCCUAUAAACAGCAAUAACACAUGUGAAGAUAUAGAUGAAUGUCUGUUCAGUCCAACUGUAUGUGGUCCAGAUUCCAACUGCUCAAAUGAAAUAGGAAGUUAUAAUUGCUCAUGUCUGGAUGGAUUCACUGCAACAAACUCAAGUCUCCACAUCAGCAUCAAUAACACAUGUAGAGAUGUGGAUGAAUGUGUUGAGAUACCAGACGUCUGUGGUCCAAACUCAAUCUGCAACAACACUGUUGGGAGUUACAAUUGCUCGUGCAUGAGUGGAUAUAAUGUAACAGACCCAAACCUCCUAUAA
Onychostoma macrolepis is the source of this 692-nucleotide messenger RNA. Its product is annotated as adhesion G protein-coupled receptor E1-like. Lineage: Eukaryota; Metazoa; Chordata; Actinopteri; Cypriniformes; Cyprinidae. Gene Ontology annotation, molecular function: calcium ion binding. The transcript is spliced from 5 exons. The coding region runs from base 66 to 692 and encodes 208 amino acids. The record is from RefSeq and is a predicted model, not a curated record.